Molecule: messenger RNA, 3330 nt
Organism: Rotaria sp. Silwood2
Lineage: Eukaryota; Metazoa; Rotifera; Eurotatoria; Philodinida; Philodinidae
Source: the annotation of a GenBank genome assembly
AUGGGCCUAAGUUGCGAUGUGCCUGAUAUAUCGACAUUUUACUAUAAUUUUCCAAUAGCACUCUACUUUUGCGCAAAUCUUGAAUGGAUUGAAGGUGUUGCAAUUCUUGUUGCUGUUCUUGUCGUUGUAUUUGUUACUGCAUUUAAUGACUGGAGAAAAGAGCGACAAUUUCGUGGUUUACAAAGUAAAAUUGAAAAAGAUCAACGAGCAUCUGUUGUACGGAAUAAUCAUAUACAACAAAUUCCUGUUACAGAACUUGUUGUUGGUGACCUUUGUUUUAUUAAAUAUGGUGAUCUUAUACCAGCUGAUGGAAUUAUAGUUCAAUCAAGUGAUCUUAAAAUCGAUGAAUCUUCUUUAACAGGUGAAAAAGCAACAUUGUUUUUUCUUCUAAAAAUUAUGAGAAAUGAAAAAUAUUCUUUUGUUUUUUCGUUUAAUUCAGGAGAAACUGAUUCAGUAAAAAAAGGUGAAGCUGAAGAUGUCAGAUUAUUAUCAGGUACACAUGUCAUGGAAGGUAGUGGCCGAAUGGUAGUUCUUCGUGUUGGACUUAAUUCUCAAUUUAGAAACAUAAUGAGUUUACUUAGUGCAACAGCAGGUAGAAGUGAAUCAGAAGAUAAAAACAGGGAUAGAAAAUUUAAAAUAGCAACACCAUUAACAAAAGCUUCAUCUAAUUUAUCAAAACAAAGUGUACAUCUUGAAGACGAAACAAAGCAACGAACACCAGCAAUAUUUAAAAAACUCUCACACGAAGAUAAAUUAAGAUUAGUAAAAACAUCCAAAGAUAAAAAUCAUAAUAAAACAAAUGAAACUAGUUGGGAUAAUAAAAAGAAAUCUCAAAACAAGACAAAAAAUGCUGCGGCUGAAUUAACUGAACAUACAGAAGAUGAUGAUAUUGAUGUAGGUGAUGCUAAACAUAAAUCGGUUCUUCAAUCGAAGUUAACUACUUUAACUUUGUAUAUUGGUUAUAUUGGUGUGUCCGCUGCUUUUUUAACAUUAAUUAAUUUAACCAUUCGUUAUUGUAUUACAACUUAUGUUAUUAAAAAACAAAAACCCUCAGGAAUUGAUAUUGCUUAUUUUAUUUCAUUUCUUAUCCAAGCUAUUACAGUCAUUGUUGUUGCAGUACCAGAAGGUCUUCCAUUGGCUGUAACACUUGCUCUUGCUUAUGCUGUUCGAAAAAUGAUGACAGAUAAUAAUCUUGUUCGACAUUUGGAUGCUUGUGAAACAAUGGGAAAUGCAUCAACAAUAUGUUCAGACAAAACAGGAACAUUAACAACAAAUCGUAUGACUGUUGUACAGUCCUAUAUCACUGGAAAACAUAGUGAACAAUUACCAAACGCAGAAGAAGUAAAUCAAGAAGUAUUACCAUUACUUUUUGAAGCUAUAUCUGUUAAUACAAAUUAUACAUCCAAAAUUGAGGAAUCAAAGCAAGAUGAUGGUGGUUUACCAAAACAAAUUGGUAAUAAAACUGACUGUGCUUUGUUGGGUUUGGUACAAAAUUGGGGUGGAUCAUAUGAUAGAAUUCGUCAAGAUAUUCCCGAAGAAAAAUUAGUUAAAGUAUAUAUAUUUAAUUCUGCACGUAAAAUGAUGAGUACAAUUAUUCAACGUAAUGAUGGUUAUCGAGUUUAUACCAAAGGUGCAUCAGAAAUGCUUUUAACGAAAUGUAAAUCAAUUAUUGGUGAAAAUAAUCAAUUAAAAGAAUUAAAUGAUAAUGAAGAAUGUCGUUUAGCACAUGAUGCUAUUAAAAAUAUGGCUAAUAAUGGUUUAAGAACAAUUUGUAUUGCUUAUAAAGAUCUUGGAAAAGAAAAACAAGAUUGGAAUAAUGAAGAUAAAAUUAUUAAUGAUUUAAUUUGUAUUGCAAUUGUUGGAAUUGAAGAUCCUGUUCGAAACGAAGUACCGGAAGCUAUUAAAAAAUGUCAACGAGCAGGUGUCGUUGUUCGAAUGGUAACAGGCGAUAAUAUAAUAACAGCUCGUUCUAUAGCAACAAAAUGUGGUAUAAUCAAAUCUGAUGAAGACUUUCUUAUACUUGAAGGAGAAGAAUUUAGUAAAUAUAUUCGAGAUGCAUCUGGAAAAAUUUCACAAAAAAAGCUCGAUGAUAUUUGGCCAAAAUUACGUGUUUUAGCACGUGCAUCACCUCAAGAUAAAUAUAAUUUAGUUAAUGGUAUUAUUGAAAGUCGUGUAACAGCACAUCGUGAAAUUGUUGCUGUUACUGGUGAUGGUACAAAUGAUGGACCAGCACUUAAACGUGCUGAUGUUGGAUUUUCUAUGGGUAUUCAAGGAACAGAUGUUGCAAAACAAGCAUCCGAUAUAAUUUUAACAGAUGAUAAUUUUUCAUCGAUUGUUAAAGCUAUAAUAUGGGGAAGAAAUGUUUAUGAUUGUACUGCAAAAUUUCUUCAAUUUCAAUUAACAGCUAAUUUAUCAACUGGUUUAAUUUCAGUUGUAUCAGCUGCAGCUAUUAGUAGUGUUCCAUUACGAGCUGUACAAAUGCUUUGGGUCAAUCUAGUCAUGGAUGCAUUAGCUUCACUUGCUCUUGCAACCGAAUCACCAACAGAAGAAUUAUUAAAUCGAAAACCAUAUGGACGAACAAAAUCAAUAAUAUCACCAUUAAUGUUACGAAAUAUUCUUGGACAAUCAUUUUAUCAACUUGUUAUUAUGUUUGUUAUACUUUAUGCUGGACAACAUUUCUUAGAUGUUGAAUCAACAGUUCAAAAAAUUCAAAAUGAUCCACAUGCAGCUAGAGAAUUAAGUAAACAAUUUACAUUAGUAUUUAAUUCAUUUGUAUUAAUGACAUUAUUUAAUGAAAUUAAUUCAAGAAAAUUACAUGGAGAAAGAAAUGUAUUUAAAGGAAUAUUUCGAAAUCCAUUUUUUUAUUGUAUUUGGAUUUUUUGUUUUGUUGCACAAAUUUUAAUUGUUACAUUUGGUGGUCAAAUAUUUAGUUGUGCACGAUUGAGUAUUAUACAAUGGGCAUGGAGUUUACUCUUUGGUGUUGGAUCACUUAUAUGGCAACAAAUUAUAUUAUGUAUUCCAACGAAACCAUUUGCUCUGUGUUUUUCGGCCAUGAAUCGCAUUUGUUGUCCAUGCUUUUAUAAAAGACAACAACGAAAACAUGCUGAGAAAGAAGCUCUUCGAAAAUCAGCUGCACCGGAUCAAACACAACGAAUAUCAAAAUUGAAUGAUGGUGACUAUAUGCCAUUUAGUACAAGUGGUCAAUUGACAAGUGCAACUGUUUUUGCUGAACCACCACUUACCAUUGCUAACUUUAUGCCACGAAAAGAUGCUGAUCAACUUAAUACAGAGUUUCGUACGAUUAAUGAAUUGUGUACACGAUUUGAAUAA